AUUUGUUAUGUUGAUUUUAUCAUUUUAUUUUAAAAUAAUUGAUAGUGAGUUGGUCACAUAUUAUUUAAAAAAAAAGGUUAAGGGAAAAUAAAAUAAUUUUAAGCGUUGCUGCCAAUUUAAUGCGUUCGCAAAGUGUAUGGUCUUUGGUAUGGUAAACAGAUUUAUGAUACAUUAUUUGUGUAUAAUGUACAUGUAUAUUUUAGGAACAUUCCAGUACCUUUUGGGAAGUAGACUGCCAGAGUAAUGGGGACAAGUUUUUCAAAGAUAAUUUCCGAAUGGAAAGAUCCUGCUUUGAAAAAUUGUGCAGCAAACUUGAAAAAAUAGCCAAAAGAAAAACGAACUAUCGAAACCCGAUUUCACUAAAAAAGCGCGUGGCAAUUGCUCUGUAUGCACUAGGAUCUUCUAAAGAAUACAGAUCAAUUGGUCAUUUGUUUGGAGUAGGCAAAGCAACUGUUUGCAAAAUACUCAUCGAGUUUUGCAAUGAAGUUUGGACAUCUUUGGCUCCAAUAUAUUUGAAAAAUUUUCCACUGACAAGGGCGCAAAUUGAGAAUGGAGUCGCAGAUUUUAAUGCAAUGGGCUAUCCACAAUGUAUUGGAGCAAUAGAUGGAUGUCAUAUUGAAAUUCAUCCAAGAAAGGAAGAAGCCAUUGAUUACUACAACUACAAAGGGUGGUAUUCCGUAGUACUAUUGGCUUUGGUAGACGCAAAAUAUAGAUUUGUUUAUAUACAUUGCGGCAGUCCUGGAAGAUGCAACGACUCCUCAAUUUUUGAACAAUCAUCGCUAAAGCGCGAGUUGCAAAGUUGUGCACUUCUUGAUGAAUUGAGCUUGCAGUAUGGAUCCACAAAAAUACCAGUCCAUAUUAUAGGGGACUCUGCUUUUCGUCUCUCUCAGCAUUUAAUGAAGCCAUAUCCGCAUAGUGUGACCAAUACACCCGAACAAAAAAAAUUCAACUAUAGAUUGUCUAAGUGCCGGCGUGUUGUGGAAAAUGCUUUUGGCCAUUUAAAAGCCCGAUUUAGGAGAAUUGGAAAAGGCGUGGAUAACCACAUCAAGAAUGUAAACACAGUUAUUUCAUGUGCAUGUGUUUUACAUAAUUUUUUGAUUGCUGAGAAGGAUUUAAUUUUGGAAAAUUGGCUAGUGGAAAUGCAUCGCGAUUCCAGGCGCAAUAUUCAAUACGGCACCAAUGCAGUUGACCGAUCUGAAGGAGAAUCGAUAAGAAAUGCGUUAAAGGAAUAUUUCAGUGCGGAAGCUUCGUUCAGUGCUGGAGACGAUGGUGGCGAAAAUGAAAAUGUAGCAGACGGAGCAGCUGAAAGUGGCGACGAUAUUGGCGAAAAUGAUGGAGCUGGCGAAGCAACCGAAUCAGGCAUGUCUACAUAUAUAAAUAGAAAUUAA
Messenger RNA from Anastrepha obliqua, 1388 nucleotides. RefSeq lists its product as uncharacterized. Lineage: Eukaryota; Metazoa; Arthropoda; Insecta; Diptera; Tephritidae. Bases 276 to 1388 code for a protein of 370 amino acids. The record is from RefSeq and is a predicted model, not a curated record. The transcript has 4 exons.